Molecule: messenger RNA, 1383 nt
Organism: Phaeodactylum tricornutum CCAP 1055/1
Lineage: Eukaryota; Bacillariophyta; Bacillariophyceae; Surirellales; Neidiaceae
Exons: 1
Coding region: 1-1383 (460 amino acids)
Source: RefSeq, a predicted model, not a curated record
AUGCGAGCAUCGAAUGCGGCUUUGUGUGUCCUUCUCAUCUUGACAGGAUGCCAACUUGAAGGAAGCAGGAAAUACACCAGCAAAUUCAACCCGAUAGUAUGCGAUGAUGGUUGCGUUUCAAAGUCUAGGAUUACACCACUCAACGGUCAGAAAGAAUUCCAUAGCCAUCAACGCCCCAGCUACUAUCCUGAUUCGUCCGCUUUGCAAAGUCGACUUUCGUGGUCGUCGGUGCCAAGAGCGGAUAAGAUGCACAACGAAACAUUUGUACAUCGACAGAAACGAACUCCUCUGAAAAGCAACCAGCCUAUUGUCUUUUUGGACGUAGGUCCGCAGAAGACAUCCACUUCGGGUAUUCAGAGCUUUCUGGCGGACAACGAAGACGGAUUGAAGCUGCAUGAUAAUAUCACUCUACCUGCGCCUUUCCCUAUAAGAAUUGGUAACUCCACAAAAAUGCUGAGGUUUAUAAACUCGAGACAUUUAAUCUUUUGCUUCUCCAGUAAAGAGACUAGGCCCAAGCAAUGGAGACAAUACCUGAGCUUAUCCCCCCCUCUCUUUCAUUGUGAGGAGGUUUUGAGCGCAUUUCUCGACUUUGUCCGCACCGCACGAGCAAGUUCCAAAAACAUUCUCAUGUCGGUCGAGUGCUUGUCAUUUUUAAACGCUGCGCAGAUCCAGCACUUUGUCAAAACCUGCUUUGUGGGAUGGGAAAUUCGAGUCAUAGUCGUUUACCGCCGUUUUGAUGAGUGGCUUCCAAGUUUUCACUUUCAAGAUACACGAAGUGAUCGGGCUCAUUUACGCUCCACGCUGGUGGAAUAUCUGGACAGCCCGGAGAGUCUACAUGCAGCCGAGUUUGCGUACAGCCAUGCAGUGGCCCAGCGAUACCGGAGUAUCGAUCCUAAUCUCACGAUGUUGAAUUUUCACCACAUAGACAGUAAUCGCAGUCUGAUAGAGGAAUUCCUCUGUCGUGGGUUGCAGGGUCUGGCACCGCAUACGUGCCGUAUCGCGGAGAAAUGUGUCGCUCCCAAGGAGAAUUCUGGAUAUUCGUUGGACGCCGGAUUCGUAUUGGCCGUAGCCUUGAAAAAGAAUUUGCUGUCACGAAACGACAGAGUCACCAACGGUACCAUCUCACUCCAGUACGAAAAGCUGUUGUUCGAAAGUAUCGACCAAAAGCUGCAAGAAAGUACGAAUCUUCCGUUUUUUUGUGCGACAGAGCCUGUCCAGCAGUACAUCAGGAACCGGACCAUGGAAUGGUUUCCAUUCGAUCUAGAUUUUUUAGCCGCGAAACAAAGCACAGGAUACAACAAAAAUCGCCCGCCCUUUUGCUCCUUGGAUGCAUCAGCACUUUGUGAGCGUGACGAUUGGCAAUUGUUUCUUCGUGGACUUUAA